This is a messenger RNA of Brassica napus (rape), 3847 nucleotides long. RefSeq lists its product as uncharacterized. The transcript has a single exon. The record is from RefSeq and is a predicted model, not a curated record. Lineage: Eukaryota; Viridiplantae; Streptophyta; Magnoliopsida; Brassicales; Brassicaceae. Bases 2705 to 2908 code for a protein of 67 amino acids.
AACAUUGUUUUCUAGGGGGCUGGCGUAUUCUUCGAGUGAAAGUAGAUUACCAUAGUAACCCUAUACUAUAUUCCCGCAGAAAUUAGUGAGGUCAUAAGGUUAUUAGUUAAGAUAUACUAAAUAUUUUUUAUUUUUCUGGUAAAAUAUUUACUACUUCUCUCCUCCCUCCCCUUUUUCUCUCUAACCUCUCUCUAGAAGCGCAGCCCCUUUUUCCGGUCAGAUCUCGCCCCCUCCGGUCGCCGGUGUUCUAGCAUUGGUACUGGUUCCGUGAGGGUCCCUUCAUUUUCUUUCUUUCUUGUUCAUGGCCGGAGCUUCAUCUUGAGUUUUAGGGUCUUUCGCUGGCCUGAUGAGGUGGUGCUUGUUUGCUGUCGAAGUUUCCAGUUUGUCCAGGUGGUGGUUUUGCGGCGGUGGUCAUGCAUGUCCGGAUCUUUAGAGAACGAGAUCCGGUUCUAAGAUUCGUCUUGACUGCGCAGUCUCAAUCCCUUCCUUACGACCUCUUGGAGUUCUGAGUGUUCGACCGAUGGUGAAGGGGAAAGCGAUGAGUCGUUAUGGUGGGGAGGGCUUGUUGGUGCUUGAGCUGCUGGGAUCGAUGAGUAAGCUCAUGUUCGAGGACAAUGGGUGGGUCUUGAAAUGGAUCUCCGGCAGCGGCUGGAUUGUAUACUGAACAUAUUAGCCGGAUACCGAAGAGUAUGUUAGAUAUAAGUACAAUAUUAACCGGAUAUAAGUUAAACAAAUAGGAGAAAAUGUAUAAUGAAUAUAUUAGCCAGAUAUAGUUACAAUAUAAUCACUCUAUUGUUUUAUUUUCAGGUUAACAAACAGACCGGCGGAUAUAGUUACAAUAAUACUCGGCUAACUCCGAUGAUAGAAUUUAUGUUCAAUUAUAAUAAGUUUUUGCAAUGGGAUACUUUUCUAUUUGACUAUGUAAACUGAAAUAUAGCCGGCCAAGUACUAAGUUGGCUAUGUCUUGGGCAAUAUUUUAGUUGGCCAGCUACAAUAUGCUAGCUGGAUAUAUUAUUCAUCAUUAACAACAGUUCUAUAAGGGACAUGCUAUUAAUCAAAUUUAAUUGAUAACUCGUUGAUUAGAUUAUCAACCGUAAACAAAGAUGACUAUCUUCACAAAUUUAUAAGUGUAAGACAUGCAGUAGCUGUCAUUAGUGAUCCUAUACAUGGAUAACACAUUUUUUAGCCGGUUAUCCAUAAUAGUGACAAGUUACAAGUACACUUAUGGUUGUGUCCACAAUAGUUGUUUGGCAUGAUAUAAAGUUGAUUAACAACCAAAUACAUAUGGUUAAGCACCUACAAAUUAAUUUAACUUUGUGUUUUAAAAAAAUACAGCUGUUGACAUAAGCAAUAUAAUGAUGAUUGUCAUAAAAGACAUUCGAAAGUUUUAGCCCACAUUAUGUGUUUGCCUGACUCGAAGAAAGAGCUGGUCAAAUUGGUUUACAAGUUUUAGCUGACUACAUUUCACAUUGCCAUGAUAUAAAAUUGAUUAACAAGUUUCAGCUGAGAAUCUGGAAGAGGAGGCGGAAAUGGAACUGGUUCCAUGGGAGAUGAGAAUCUGGAAGUGUGAUUGGUUAAACCAGUUAAGAUCCGGGUAUGCCAAAGCUCACCGGCGGCGAACCAGACUUGUAAGCGAAGCUUCGGAGGCGGAAGCUUAUCGCUCCGCGCCUGAGUAGUCUCUGAUCUAACUUCCAUCUACCUCCCCGGAAGAUCCGCAGCUCCAUGUGAUAGAAUUCUCAGAAACCUAAAACUUUCUCGAUCUUGAGAAGGUUCCGAAGGAAAUGCAGAGAUGGAAUUGAAUUAGAUGACAAAGGCGAAAUGAAAUGCUCACGAAACAAAGCUUCUUCUCUCUUCCUUGGCAAUGUUCUUAUGAAUCUUGACUGAUUAUUUUUUCUUUAUUUUCCGUAUAAAUUCAAAAUUUUAUAAUAAUAAAAAAUUAUGAAACAAAGUGGUAACAGUGAGAAAAGUGAAUCUAUUUAUUGUUUUCCCCGAUGUAAAGAAGAAACUACAGAAAUAGAUAUAAGAAAUAUUUGGGCUACAUGAACUUAUGAUCAAAUAAAAAUAGGGGUAUAUUGGUCAUAGAAAUGUCGACAAAACCUAAGCAAAUCCAAAAUGUGUAUCCACCUAAUUAUGAUAUUUUGUUUGUGUGUAGAGUGCAAUUACUCUUUUUAUUAUUCAAACUACACGAAAUUUUCUUAUAGUUAAAUGUCAUUUUAUUUGCAGCGUUUAGUAGAAAAAUAAUAAUUAAAAAACCAUGGUGUCUCCAUUUCAUGGGUUCUUAUUAAUAAAAGUUUCUUAUAAUAUAAAUUAGUAACAGCAUAUAAAUAUUUUUAGUAGAAAAUGACAAAUUUGGAUUCUUUACCAAGAAAAAAAAUUUGAGUUAAUUUAGUGAUAAUUUUUUAAUUUUUUUUCCGACAGUGAAAUAUUAAUCAAUAAUUAUAGACAAAAGAAUUCACAUUUGAUUAGUCAAACAUUGGAAUCUCAAUUUAGUGAUAUUAUUAAAAAUGAUAUAAUUUAAUAAAGUAGAAAACCAAGAGCGGAUAUGGUAGAAGACACAUCACCCCUAGUUUUGACUUCACUACUCCGAGACUCCAACUAUAUAUAUAUAUAAGUAAAGACAAUUGUUUAGGAGAAACACAGUUUAGGAGAAACACACAGAAAACGAGAAAGAACGAGAAGAUUCGAUUUAGAAAAAGUAAUAAGAAUGUUGCUGGUGACGGUAUUGGCCGAGAUGUUGAAGGACUACACGGUGGUACUCGCCGGAGCUUUGGAGUAUCUCUUCUCUCAGGCGCCUUUUCCGAGGAGAAUUCGACUUCAUAUUUUAUAUUCUCUUCCUUUCCAUCGCUCCAGUUCCUCUCACCCUCUUCUCCUUCCUUCUCCUCCUCUUCCUUACACUCCUACUUUGUAACCCGGAAUCUUGAUGUGUGCUUUCUUUCUUUGACUUUAUGAUUUUUCUUUGAGUUGAGUUGUGUAAUGCAGAGCCUUCGUUGUAAAUAAGAUCUUUCCAAUUAAUGCAUCCUUUUGUUGAAACACACACAAAAGAAACAAGUUACAGAGCUUUGUUGGUAUCUCCUUUUCUUUCUUGAAUUGAUCUAUUAAAGAAGAUUUUUGUAUUGAAAACCUUUAUGAGAAGAAGACUGUCUUUUUGUUUGUUUGACGAGAAAAACUUAUUUAGUAGAGCUAAAUCAGAUACACUAAUCUACCUAGAAGGUCUCAAGCCCCGAGUUUGUUUUUUUGAAUCAGGAGAUCUUAAUCCUAAAGACUUGAAUUCGUCAUCAUUUUUUUUAUGUCAAAGCUCUACACGGCCCCGGUCCGCUUGGCUUAGUAUCUCGCACUAGUGAAGGAGGGAAAGUAGGGUCGAACCUUGGGAGUGCAUGAGAAUAUGAGAUGCUCGACUAAAUGGACUACCACUACCGCUCUAUCAGUUCGUCAGAACUUCAUCCAAAGAACCAGUAGGCGAAUUGGCAGAAGAGGAUAAAACCAUUACAUGAGACGCUGGAGCUUAAAUAGUAGAAUCAAGUCAACAAUCAACUGGAAAAAAGGGGAAAUGGACAUACGAAAUCUAGAUAGAAUAAAGAUCCAAAGAACCAUAAGACAAAAUAUCAGUUUGCUUUGGAGAUUGUUGAGUGUCCUGAUGGAUGACCUUAACAGAGGAAGCAUUCUGAAUAGCAAUGGAGAGAGAACCCAUCUUCUGACAUUAAGGGGGACCCAAAUGUAUGAAACAAUAAUAAGUACAAUAUCUCCAUUUUGCCUUUCAAUUUUCCCAUAUGUAUAGGUUUAGUUCAGCCAACUAUGACUUUUAUGAGUUACAUUUUCUGGAUAUAUGGAUAAAAAGAAAUAUCUUUUA